Rotaria sordida is the source of this 3531-nucleotide messenger RNA. Lineage: Eukaryota; Metazoa; Rotifera; Eurotatoria; Philodinida; Philodinidae. The record is from the annotation of a GenBank genome assembly.
AUGCAAGAAGAAAAACAGAAAAGAGCAUUUUCAUUAGAAAGUGAUGAUAGUGAUGAUGAUUUGAAUGAUUUGGAUGAUGAAUUAUCGCAUUUCGAAGAUGUAAGCCAUCUCACAUCAUUUUUGAAAUCAGUUUCACCUACCGAAAAAUUAAACAAUAAUUCAGUGCCUGUGGUCGAUCCGUAUUUAUCUAAUGACAUUCGAUCUGCAGUUGAUGUUUCAUCACAUUUAUCUUCCGACGAACUAACAUCUCUCCCACUCUUCAAUGACUCAAUUCGCUGGUAUAUUGGAGUUCCUUCACUGUUUGAAACGACUACAGAUUUGUCACCGUACUAUCUAUCGAUUGAUCCAACCGCCAAUCAAUCAAGUACGACUCCUUAUGCACCAGACAAAUUGUUCGUUGGAAAUGUCUCUUAUAGUGCUGGUUGGCGUGAUCUAAGAGCUCUGUUUACCAAACUUAACUACAAUGUUAUGCGUGUCGAUCUGCCAAAUAGUCAGAAAACGACAGGACAUCGUGGUUGUGCCUUUGUGAAAUUUGACUCCGAAUCUACUGCUGAAAAAGUACUCUUAAAAGGAGAGAAGAUUAGUCCAGUUUUAAUCAACGAUUCGAUCGUUGGCUUACUCGUUGAAGUGAAACAACCACCGUUAAUUCUGCAUAGUUAUUCGAAUCCUCUUAGCAGUGAAGUAUACGAUACACAUAUGCCUGGAACUCCGCUCAUUGGACAUGCAAAUGCAUGGCUUUUUCGACUGGCUGGUCAAAAGUUUGCGGAUGACUACAUUAAAUUAUUUCAAUUUCUUCGUCGUUUCAAUCUGACACCACGACGUUUCUUUGAACAUCAUAUUCUUCAUAUGAUUAAAUCACUUCGAAAUGCGAGAGAAUACCUUCGACAUGUACAAUUGUUAUCUAAUGAACAAUGGAUUAAGGAAAAUUGCGAGAUCGUAUCACGUUUUCUUGAUUAUCGUUGGCCACAAUAUCCAUUUGAAACCAAAUAUGAAAUAAUGAAAUUACUUUCCAAACAUAUAAUUACUAUUCAUGAUUUGAUUAUUGAUGAACAGCUUGAUAAAAUAUUAGCACAAUGCUCAUUAAACACAUUUAUCGCAUGCACAGAUAAAAUUGUUGAGUUUGCUCCUCGUUGGCUUCAUGAAACUUGUGAUCAUGAAGAUGGAAAUUGGGAUGAAGAUGAACAAGCAAAACGAGGAGAAGAUCAAUCAACAGUGACUAGAAUAGCAGAAAAUGAGUGUAUCGAUAGCGACGAUGUACCAUCUGUUAUCAUUCAUUCAGCUAUUGGUACAUCAAUCGACGCGACGAAUACUGAACAAAUAUUUUUAACAAAUAACAUCAAUCGACUUAAUGUUUUAGUUCAAAAACAUCGUCUGGGUUAUCUCAGCCGUUUUCUUAUCUUAGCACUUAAACAACUACAAAAUAAACAUGAACUUCGUCAGACGACCGAUGGUGGAAUAUUUGUUACUAAACAUGAAUUGCAUACGAUACAUUCUAGUUCAUCUUUCAUCCGAAAAGUAUAUAUAACACCAUCCACAAUUCUUUAUGAAGGACCAUAUCGUGAAGAAAAAUGUCUCGUAACACGUCAUUUCGAAAAACAACAAGAUAGAUUUUUACGUGUCAGUUUUCGUGAUGAAGAUUAUCGAAAAUUACAAUAUACGAAUGCCGAUAUGAGUAAAUUGUACGAUCGUAUCAAAGCAAUAUUAAUUAAUGGAAUUGGUAUAUGCGAUAGAUGCUAUGAAUUUCUUGCGUUUUCAAGUUCACAGUUGCGAGAACAUUGCUGUUGGAUGUUUUCAUCCGUGAACAAUGUUUCAGCUAGUAUUAUUCGUUUUUGGAUGGGUGACUUUCAAAAUAUUCGUCCAGUAGCGAAGAUGGCUGCUCGCUUAGGUCAAUCGUUCUCGACAACUAGAAAAGGUCUUGAAUUGUCUCGUCAUCAAUAUAGAGAAAUAUCUGAUGUAAAAUCCGGCAAAUCAUGUUUUACUGAUGGUAUUGGUAUUAUUUCUUCGUGGCUUGUAAAAGAGUUGUGUAAAGAAUUACACAUUGAUCAUGACGCCUAUCAUCCUUGUGCCUUUCAAAUUCGUUUCGGCGGUUACAAAGGAAUGGUCUGCUUGGAUGUCGCUAAGCAUAUUGAUGAACCUGACGUUGGUUUAUAUCUUCGUCCAUCAAUGAAUAAAUUCGAUUCCAAUAAUCGUUCUAUCGAUAUUGUUCAUGUUUCAUCAAUGCCAUCGGUCGGUUUUUUAAAUCGUCAAAUCAUUCUGUUGCUAUCAUCACUAGAUAUCAAAGAUGAAAUCUUUUAUUCAAUGCAAGAACAAAUGCUUGACCAUUUGAGAGUACUUACUGUCGAUCAUCGAAAAGCCCGUGAAUUUUUAAAACAAUUCGGUGCAUCCAGUGGCAAUGGAUAUCAUGGCUUUUUGUUGGAAUAUCUGAAAAGGUUUGGCAAUCGCAUUGAUCCAUUUGCUCGACAGAUACUAAUCGCUGUUCAAGCAUUUCAUGUUAAAGAGUUGCGAACAAAAACACGUAUUCUCGUUCCUAAUACCUGGUCUCUUUUUGGCGUUGUUGAUGAGACAGGAACACUUCGAUACGGAGAAGUUUUUAUUCGAAUUGAGCGAAAACCUGAAAGUGGUGAUGCUUCCUCCAAAAUUAUAACUGGGCCAGUCAUCGUUACUAGAAAUCCUUGUUUUCAUCCAGGAGAUAUUCGUCGUUUGAAUGCUGUUAAUGUACCUGCUCUGCAUGACUUAAAAAAUGUCAUUGUAUUUCCGAUGAAUGGUGAACAAUCACAUCCAGCCGAAAUGUCUGGUGGUGACCUUGAUGGUGAUAUAUUUUGGGUAUCACAUGAACAACGAUUACUAUUCGAAAAUAAUGAAAAACCAUUCGAUUAUCAUGAUCAAGCUACAGAAGAUGCUAUGCAAAUGCAAUUGGAUACAAAUAUUACCUUUGAUAUAAAUGAUAUCUGCAAAUUUUUUGCUGAAUAUAUCGAAGCCGAUAAUCUUGGUAUGAUUGCAAAUAGCCAUUUGGCUUUUGCUGAUCAAUCACUAUUUCAAGCUAAAGCAAAAGCAUGUCUUCAACUGGCUAGAAUGCACAGUACGGCUGUUGAUUUUGCCAAGAAUGGUGUUAGUGCACAACGUCUAACGUCUGAACUUCGUCCUUCUAAAUAUCCUCAUUUUAUGGAAAAUAGACAAAAACCAAGUUAUCAUUCACAGACAAUUCUUGGUCAACUUUAUGACGAAGUAAAACGGUUUGAAAUCGAUCUGAAUGAAAAUAAAGGACAGAAUAUUGUUAAUACAUCUUCUUUUCCUUAUUACGCGUUGGUUGUUGAUGGAUCGAAUGCUUUUAUGACAGCUGCUUCUACAACGAAGAAUGAGUACGACUUAGAACUGAAACGAAUUAUGCGACAAUAUGGAAUUCAAAGUGAAGCUGAACUCGUUUCCGGAUAUGUUUUAAAAUUUACUACGAAACAAUAUUUAAAACAGGCGAAUACAUUUGAAUUAAGAAACGAAAUAAUGCAUGCAGUGAAAAUCAUUCAGGAUAAGUAA